AUGAGCUCCAGUUUCGAUCGCAAUGCCUGCCUCGAUCGCAUCUCGUCGUGCCGGACCUUGUCCGCGGCAAAGCAGAUCCACGCGCAGGUUCUCGCGACGCAUCGCAAGCUCAGAUCGGACACCUAUGUGGCGAAUCUUCUGCUGCAAAUGUAUGGAAAAUGCGGGAGCGUGGACGAUGCCGCCCGCGUGUUUGGGUGGAUCAGCAACAGGGAUAGCUUCUCUUGGGUGCUCAUGCUCUCGGCAUUUGCCCAGAAUGGGCAUCUGGAGAGCGCCAAGCGUCUCUUUGAUGCUAUGCCGCUAUGGACGCUCGCGGCCUGGAAUGCGAUGCUCUCCGCGUAUGCCAGGAAUGGAUUCAUCCAGAGCGCGAAGGGCAUCUUUGACAAGAUGCUGGAGAGGAAUCUCAUAUCGUGGAACGCACUCCUCUCGGCAUUUGCCCUUGCGGGGCAUCUUGGAAGGGCUCAAGAGAUCUUCGACGCUAUGAUCGAGUGGAAUGUGGUGUCGUUAAAUGCCAUGCUGGGAAUCUACUCUCGCAAUAGUCAGCUGGCUCGCGCGAAAUCACUCUUUGACAAGAUGCCGGAGAGGGACGUGAUUUCAUGGACGACCUUGAUCGCGGCAAAUGCCCGGCAUGGACACACCGAAGCAGCCAGAGCUCUGUUUGAUGCCAUGCCGAGAAGGGACCAGUUCUCGUGGAACUCAAUGCUUUCGGGCUACAUUGCAAAUCAUAACCUUGACAAAGCGAAAAACUUUUUUGAUCAUAUGCCCGAGUGGAGCCUUGUGUCGUGGAACACUCUAAUCUCCGGGUAUGCCCAGUCGGGGCAUCCAGAGGAGGCACGAAGCGUGUUUCUGGAAAUGCGCGAGCGGGAUCUAGUGUCUUGGAACGCUCUUCUAGACGCUUAUGCACUGCAUCGAAAGGUGGACGAAGCAAGAUUUGUUUUUGAUACAAUCCCGGAGAGAAAUCUCGUUUCUUGGACGCUAAUGAUCAAUGCAUAUGCCGUGGAAGGGCAUCUGGAGGAGUCUAAGUAUUUGUUCCAGAAGAUGCCCCUGCGCGAUGUGGCAGCGUGGAACGCGAUGCUGUCAGCUUAUGCGAGAAGGGGGCUUCUAAACCACGCUAGAGCUGUGCUUGCCGCGAUGCCUGAGCGCGAUACAAUCUCUUGGAAUGCAAUGCUCAACGCGUACACAAGCAAUUGCCAGUACUUGCAGAGCUUGGAGCUCCUCAAAGUCAUGGAUUUGGAGGCAAUCCAGUGUGAUGAGACCUCUUUUCUAAGCAUUCUUCACGGAUGUAGUCACGCUGGAGAUUUGCGCUCGGGAUGGGCAUGUUUUUGCUCCAUGGGAAUGGAUCGUGCCAUGAAUCCAACCAAGGAAAUCUUCUGCUGCAUGACUGAUCUCCUGGGUCGUGUUGGGCAUCUAGAUAGUGCCACUGACCUUGUGACUAGCAUGCCGUAUGUCCCCGGACUGAUUGAUUGGCAGUCCCUCCUGGUUCGCAAGGGCAGAUUCUUGAAGGAGGCAUUGGACAUUGAUUCAACGAGUGGAGCGCCAUAUAUUCUUGUUUCCAACAUGUGCACAAUUGAAGAUCCCUCUUGA
Selaginella moellendorffii is the source of this 1581-nucleotide messenger RNA. RefSeq names its product pentatricopeptide repeat-containing protein At4g02750-like. The record is from RefSeq and is a predicted model, not a curated record. The transcript has a single exon. NCBI's taxonomy places the organism in Eukaryota, Viridiplantae, Streptophyta, Lycopodiopsida, Selaginellales, Selaginellaceae. Bases 1 to 1581 code for a protein of 526 amino acids. Gene Ontology annotation, molecular function: protein binding.